This is a messenger RNA of Dothidotthia symphoricarpi CBS 119687, 1539 nucleotides long. RefSeq names its product HMG box protein. NCBI's taxonomy places the organism in Eukaryota, Fungi, Ascomycota, Dothideomycetes, Pleosporales, Dothidotthiaceae. Gene Ontology annotation, biological process: regulation of transcription by RNA polymerase II. Bases 1 to 1539 code for a protein of 512 amino acids. The record is from RefSeq and is a predicted model, not a curated record. The transcript is spliced from 3 exons. Gene Ontology annotation, molecular function: DNA-binding transcription factor activity, RNA polymerase II-specific; RNA polymerase II cis-regulatory region sequence-specific DNA binding. Gene Ontology annotation, cellular component: nucleus.
AUGAGGAGUGACACCCUCUUCCAACAACACCCUCCAACUCCACCUACCGGUGUAGAAGGUCAAUCUGGGUUGCAGCAUCUUUCCCAAUAUAACGCUGGGCCUAGGUAUUCUUUCGACUCUGUAGGUUACAGUUCUCCAGGGGUGAGAGUGCACGAAGGGAUCCCUUCGUAUGCGUCACGUGCAGACAGCCACCAAGGAGAGGAAUUUGGGUUAGGAAUCCACUAUGAGGGUUAUGGUCCUGCGACAGAAUACUUCAAUAACGGGCAGUACAAUGGCAUCAGUCAUACUAUGUUUGCGCCGCUUACGCCAAGGUCUGCUACCGAAGAUGAUGCGGGCACAAGAAGAACGCGCAGUAGGCGCGCAACAGUACCUUUAAGAUCUCCCCAGAGAAAAGCUGCAAGCCCCCGACCUAAAGCGACGCCAAAAACCAGGAAAACAAAGGCAACAAAAAGUGACAAGGCAAAGACACCCAAGUUGACUGCGCCUCUCAGUAUCUUGACGAGAGAGUUGCACCAUAUUCCAGUCAAGGACAUGGAAGGAUGGGUGAACAGACCAGCCGAUGUCAGGCGAAGGGAAGUCGAGAAGCGAAACGGAUACAUUACGAGACCCAUGAAUUCUUUCAUGCUAUAUCGGUCGGCAUAUGCUGAGAGAGCCAAGUCAUGGUGUCUGCAGAACAAUCACCAGAUCGUAUCGUCGGUCGCUGGAGAGAGCUGGCCCUUGGAACCACAAGAAGUACGAGACAUGUUCAACAAUUUCGCAAAGACCGAAAGGUUGAACCACCACAGCGCACAUCCAACAUACAAAUUUUCGCCCAGCAAGGCAGCAGCCCCACCCCGGAAGCGGAAGAGUGAAUGGUCGGAUGACGAUGAGCCCAGCGAUCUUGACGAUGGGGAAUGGGCUCCCGGCAGUGGCAGGUCUCGUUUCAGACACGCAAGACGGUUUGACCAGUCGAUCAGUUACCCUACAAAUGGCGUAAACGUAGGGUUUUUUGAACAGUCGUUUGGGCCCAACAGUCAUGGCAUGAAUAGGUCGUCAUGGGACAUGACAAAUGAAGGAAGGCCAAUGCCCCUACCAAUACAGACCGAUGUGUACGGUCAAUACUUACAGACCUCUGCCUACCCAAGCCUCAACAUAAACCAGAACUUUUCGGAAGAUUCUCACAUGAGAAGAGUGAGCUCACUGGUCUCCCCUACACAGUUCUCAUCCAACCAAGGGCUGUUGGGUCUGCCAGGAGGCAAUGCCAAUGACUUGCUGCAACCAAUGGGUACGUCUUUCGAAGAAGGACAAAUGGACCCAAUACUCCUGACUUAUGACGUUGGAAACCUUGCCGACAUCAACUCGGGAGCAGUCCAACACCACGGCUGGCGAGCCGGCUAUGCGAACAUGUUCGACGAGAAGCUUGAGCAACGAAGCUUCGACAACUUGUUAGAUCUGACGCCAACUCGAAGCGAGUUCCCCUCUGGCUGCUGGCAGUCAGAUCCAGCCAUGGUGUCGCUGGAGCAAGAGUCGGAGUUUGACAAGUGGAUGGGUGAACGUUAG